AUGGCGAGGCCUUCUCUCUUCUUCCUUACUUCUUCAUCAUCAUUAUCACCACCACCGCGCCGCCGCCGCCCCAAUGAAUACGUACGAGCCUUUUCCCCCCAUUUCCGCUUUUACCUUUGCGACCGCGCCGUCCCCGCUUUUCAGACUGCAGGCUCACAGCUCCGCAGAAACAACAACACCAACAAUGCCCAGCAGCAGCAGGGCGGGCCACAUCUCGUUCCUCUAGUACGGCCAGAAGGCACUCGCCUCCUCUGGGCUGACAUCUCAGGUCAGCAGCUCGCUCCGUACGCCAAAAACGCACUCCAGCGCGCUGUUCUUGCCUUGCCUGGUCGGCCCGUGACCUUUCUGAGGGAUCGGAUCCAGCUGGAGCAGGUUACGAGCAUGCGGGACUCGUACGUGAACGCCUUUCUCAUCCAGAGUCGCGGCGUGAGGAUUGAGCCCUGCUCUUCGUGCUUGCACAAGAUGUCAAGGGACCCAUCCUCGUACGCAAGUCCCUUCCCCCAUUGCAUUCGUCUUCCGGGUCACUUCGGUGGCUGCUGCGGUAAUUGCAAAUGGCCGGAUCGCGCUGCUGGGUGCUCCAAACGGGAUGAAGUCGAGAAUGUGUGGUUGCCGGCUCCCCAGCGCGUCUCGUACGCAGCCGCGCAGCCUUUGGCCCUCCCUGCCGCCGGGUCUCGAGAUGACGAUCCCAUUAUCAUCAGUGAGGAUGAGUCCUCUAUUGUGUCGGAGCUUGCUCCGUACGAUAAUGGGGAGGUUAUCCUCCCUGAUGAUAAUGGGGGUGGUGACCAGGAUCCCAAGCCCGAACCCGACGACGACGACGACAAUGAGAUGGACCUGGUCCCCGUCGUUGAUGACGGACUCGCUGGCGAUGGCACCGCCGAAGACCCUCAUCGGCUUGAUUAG
Fusarium keratoplasticum is the source of this 900-nucleotide messenger RNA. RefSeq lists its product as uncharacterized. The transcript is spliced from 3 exons. The record is from RefSeq and is a predicted model, not a curated record. Bases 1 to 900 code for a protein of 299 amino acids. NCBI's taxonomy places the organism in Eukaryota, Fungi, Ascomycota, Sordariomycetes, Hypocreales, Nectriaceae.